This is a messenger RNA of Stylonychia lemnae, 1317 nucleotides long. The record is from the annotation of a GenBank genome assembly. Lineage: Eukaryota; Ciliophora; Spirotrichea; Sporadotrichida; Oxytrichidae.
AUGGUUUCAGCUUUGGUUGAAUUGUUCAACUACCUACAAGCUGAUAAGAAAUCUUAUGAAAUAUUGAUAAAAGAAGGAGAAUAAGAGAAAUUGAGUGGACUUUAAAACCCAGCAUAUAACAUAAAUGACAAGAUUCAACAAGGUUUGAUAACAGAGGCUGAAAUGAAUUUGAUUUCAUUGAAAUCUGAAUUAGUUAUCAUCAGAAAUAAAAUAAGUGACAGUAAUGAACAGAAAAGAUUUUUAUUCUUAUAUGAUAUUUAACACAGAGCGAUUUCAUUUGAGGUUCGUGAUACCCUUUUUAAUAAUUAAAAAUAUAUUUAGAAAAUUUAAUUUUAUCUUUAUGGCAAAAUAAUGCGUUCAUCAAAUCCGCUCAACCUAAAGAUCUUGAAUUCAACAAUAGUCACAGAUUACAUUAAUGAGGGAAUCAUACUACUGUCUGAUUGUAGCUAAAGACAAAAUAAUUCUUAUGAAGGAGAGAUUUUAUUUUCAGGUUUAAAGGUAGUCGGGCAAAGAUAUCUCGUGAUGCAGCAACCGUUGAUCUACAUAUAAACCCUUUAUAAUGUCACUGUAGACAAUUCUGAAAUAAGAUCAUUCUCUUCAAUCAAUGAUGCUAGCAAGUAACAACUGUCAAUUGAAUCAACGAGCUUGUGCCCACUUAAUGCUGAUUAAAAAAUCAAGAAAACAUAGCUCACUAAUAGUUACAUAUCAUCUGAUGCCAUCAAUGGAAGGGACUAAGCUUAAAUAUAGUAUAAUGUUAACUGUGGAUAGAGAUCAGACUUCAACAAGCGAAUUUAGUAGUGUAUUAUUGAGAAUUUGACCUUUGAAAAUCUCUAUUCUGGAGUCACUUUGCUAUAUUUAUCUCAAGGUGCAUCAAACUUAACAAUACGUAACAUCACACAAAACAAUGUAUCACUUGGUCCAAUUUAAGCAAUGCAUUUCUUCAUUACAGGAUUCACUACAUUGAAUAUGAUUGAUAUAAAAUUUUAUAACUGUGAAACUCAAGGAAGAGUAAUAGCCACUGGCUUAUUUACUUAUACAUACAUUGAUAAACUAGUUAUGAUAAAUAAUACAUGUAAGGAUUUUUAUUCAAAUUUAAAAUCAAUAUUAGUGGAUAAACAGAAAAAUGGUUUGUGCUUCAUUAAGAGUUCUUCUAACCCUACAAAUGCUAUCUAUUCAUUUAACAACCUAUACUUCAAGAAUAAUAAUAUUAACUCAAAUUAAAGUAUGCUUAAUGCAGUUGUUCAUAUCUAACUAUUUCGUAGUGUUUUAAUAAGACUAAAAUAUUAGAAAGUUCAUUAUCAUGAAUUCGGUAUUUGA